AUGGCGAAGAAAAACAACAGAACAGCCCACAGCAAAAGAGUGCAGCAGCUAAUUUUGAAGGAGAAGGCGGAAGAGAAGAAAAGGGAAGAAAGAAGACUCAGGAAACAGGGCCUCAGGGACCUCACUGCCCUCCUAAAUUCCGUGGAGAUCGCAGCACCCCGAAGCAGCGAAACAGAAAGCCAAAACCCCACGGGGGCCCCCCAGGGGGGCCCCCAGGGGGCCCCCCAGGGGGCCCCCCAGGGGGCCCCCCAGGGGGGCCCCCCGAGGGCCCCUGAAAAGGCAAGGGAGACAAUUCAUACCAAAAUGAGGUCAAUAGCCACCAGCCGAGAGAACCUGGACGAGGACAUGGAAACAGAUGGCCCCAGCAGCAGCAGCAGCAGCAGCAGCAGCAGCAGCAGCAGCAGCAGCAGCAGCAGCACGGGGCUGUUUAAGGGGGCGCGGACGCUGAAGGCCAUUAAGAAGAAGACAGCAGCAGCAGCAGCAGCAGCAGCAGCAAAACUGGGGGGCUCCGGAAUCGCCAAGGGGACUGCUAGGGUUUCUCUAAACCCUCAGAAAAAAGCUAAACCCUCAAAAGGGGUUUUACUGAAAGGGCUGCUAACCCCCAAGCAGGUCCCCUCGCGCUACAAGGACAUCGUGCGCAGAGUCAACAAGAGACUCAGGAAAGGCGCCGUCGUGGUCACUCCCAUGCAGAUUUGA
Molecule: messenger RNA, 696 nt
Organism: Eimeria necatrix
Lineage: Eukaryota; Apicomplexa; Conoidasida; Eucoccidiorida; Eimeriidae
Exons: 4
Coding region: 1-696 (231 amino acids)
Source: RefSeq, a predicted model, not a curated record